GUAGGAGACGGUAUACACCUCCAGGGUCGUUGAUUUGCAAUCCGCCACAAGGCGAGAAGAAGAGGUGAAGAGAAACAGCCCAGCCGCGGCCGCGAGAGGAGCCUGCUGCAGCUAGCAGGUAGCUAGCUACAACAGUGUGGCACCGACAACACUCUGCACACCGAAUUCAAUGUAUCUGAGAUUUACCAGAUUGUGUGGUGCUGAUACAUCUUGAAAAACCUUAGAAGGGGGGUGAUUAUUCAUCUCGAAAAGGACGUCUUUUCAGGAUCGGUAUGUUAAGAAAGUGGACAAAUCAAUCCCCCCAUGGAAACCAACUUUAAGGGUGCCUGGAUAGAGUUUUUAAUCCUACUUACAGAUUGAAAAGUGAUGCCAUCAGCACAUGGACAAAAUUUCAUCAUGGAGAAGCAGAAAUCAGUGAAUACUGAUUCAGCACAAUUGGGUGGAGAAUCAAGUACCUUCAUCUGCACUGAGUGUGGUGAUGGGUUUAGCCAGUACUCCAAUGUAUUGGCCCACAUGGCCAUUCAUGGACCUUUGGAGUCAUUCUCCUUUGAUGGCUCCUCCAAUGGAUUUGAAGUCCCCCGAGAAUAUGUGCUUCAAGAAAAUGGUACACUGACCGUUGUGAAUGGCUUGGUGCCGUCGCAUUCUUCUGUGAAACCAGUAUCUCCAGGGGUCCUGCCAUCACAUUUCCCACUCCCUGUCAAACCAGUCUCUCCAACACUAAGGCCACAGGUUUCUCCUUACAAAGACGUCUUCCGACCAAGGCCACCAGACAUGAACUUGGACAAGUCUCGGCAGGGCCACUACCGUUGUGAAAUAUGUAGCAGAUCCUUUAACAGCCUGCAGAGUUUACAUCGUCACCAACAGUAUAGAAACACAGAGCGAGGUUACAAAUGUACUUUGUGCUGUAAGAUAUUUGAAGGUAGACAGGACCUUACAAAACACCUCCAAGACCAUGCCAAUGAAAGCUUUCACUGCUGUGGUCAUUGUGGUAAGCGAUUCCUUAAAGUGGAUGCUCUGAAUGCUCAUCAGAAAGAAAACCACCUCUCCGCCAAGGCUACAGCCGUGAGUAAAUCUGAGAAGAAGCAGGAAAACAAGUGUGAGAAAACAUAUCCCUGUAGGAAGUGCAAGUUGAAUUUUUUCUGGAUGUCAGAUUUUCAGACACAUUCACUGUACCAUUGCAAAGGAAUGGAGCUUGGAGUUACUUAUGAAACUGAAAUUGAAAUUGCAGUGAACUCUAAGAACAUGGAUUACAUACCAGAUGAAAACUGUUACAGCAAUGGCACAUCUGUUGGUAUUAAGAAUGGGGAUAGUAAAAUCUUCAGGCAGAAUAGUCGUGGAACUAUUGCUGAUCACUCUAUGACACCAUACAGAUGUGGUUUGUGUGGGGAAUGUUUCCAAAGGUUAACAGAUCUGAAGGAGCAUCACCGCACACAUCAAACUCAGGAGGAAAUAGAUCAGCUGAAUCAAGAAUCACAAAAAACUUUCAAGCGAAAAAUAUCACCCAAAGGCAGACGUAGAAGAGGUAAUCCAAAUGGCAAGCUGCAUCCGUGCAAGCACUGUCACCGUGUCUUUAAUCAUUCCAGUAGUUUAUCUCGGCACAUGAGAUACCAUAAGGGUACUAUGCAUACAUGUGUAUUUUGUGGUAGACAUUUCCCACAACGCUGUGAUUUGAGAAGGCAUGUAGCUAUGUACCACAAAGCUGAAUUAGAAAAGAAACCUGGUUUGAAACUCUUCACCAACAACACAGCUUCACCAAAUGGGCCUGCCCCCGAUUCCCUUAAUGGCGAGAAUACCACAUUGUCUCCUGACGAGAAAGACAAGAGCACCUCUGACAAUGAAGUAACAGCCUCACCGGAGGAUCAUCAACAGGAGAAACAAUCUGGAAAAGCAGGCAGAAUUAACUACAAGUGUCAGGAAUGUGGAAAGAGAUUCGGCCUGUUAUGCGUGUACCAACGCCACUUGCGCUAUCACAAAAAGGAACCUAACAAGUGCCCCAGGUGUCCAGCUCAGUUCAAGAAUUCGUCAUCACUAGAACUUCACCUUCAAAACCACCCUGGCUCUGAUGAAAUGGGUGUUGAUGGACAAAUAUGUCAUGACACUGGUUCCAAUGGGGAUGAUACUGCCCUAGAAAAGGGUAAUGCAGAGGACAUAGAGGAUGACUAUAUGGACCAAACUCAAAAUGAUCAAGGUAAUUCCUCAGAGGUUCUGUAUGAAUGCACUGAGUGCACAGAAACAUUCACAUGCUUGGAGACGUUUCUUCAGCACCAGACUUCCCAUGGCUCAGAAAACAAUGGGUAACUAUCAUGUCGGACCCAUUAGAUAUUAGUAUUGCCAACAAUCAUGUUCUCAAAAGUGUUUUUGGUGCUUUUGAAUGCAAAUAUCUGAAUUACUGUAUAGGUUGUGAAUUAAUGUAAAGUUUGUUACUAAUGGUUAUUUUCUACAUGUUUUCUUUGGCAUGAGGAGAAAAAUCUGUUUAUUGGUGAAUUUCAGAAAAAAAAUGAACCUGAAAGUAUGGUUCAGAUUGGAAGCAUACCAAAUAAUUUGAAUUAAAUAGAAAGGAAAAAAGACAGAAACAUGAACACAAUUUCCACAUAUAUCUGACAUGCAUAAAAAGCAAGUUUAAAUCUCCAAAUUCCAAUUUCUGACUAGAUAGAAUUGUAUUUUUUGUGGUGACCCAUACUGUUAAUCAGUGAUGUUGAUGCAUUUUUCCUGUGUUUUACUUGAAAAAAUGUAAUUUUGACAUUUUCAUCAAUAUGUGGUGUGUGUACUGUAUAUCUUACUUUUGCAAGGAUAGCAUUGUCACUAAAUAGCUUUUAAAUUGUGCCAUUAAAAAUGUACGGAGAUAUUA
Acanthopagrus latus (yellowfin seabream) is the source of this 2848-nucleotide messenger RNA. RefSeq lists its product as uncharacterized. The record is from RefSeq and is a predicted model, not a curated record. Bases 367 to 2298 code for a protein of 643 amino acids. The transcript is spliced from 2 exons. NCBI's taxonomy places the organism in Eukaryota, Metazoa, Chordata, Actinopteri, Spariformes, Sparidae. Gene Ontology annotation, molecular function: RNA polymerase II transcription regulatory region sequence-specific DNA binding; DNA-binding transcription factor activity, RNA polymerase II-specific. Gene Ontology annotation, biological process: regulation of transcription by RNA polymerase II. Gene Ontology annotation, cellular component: nucleus.